AUGCAACCUGCAGCUUCGCAUGUUGGUAUGGCAGAGCAGACCAGUCACGAUGUGGUAAACCAAACCCGGUCGGGCGGCGAGCCUUCGCCUUCCGACGUUCCUGCGAGCAAACCCGACAAGGAAUCUGCUGGAGGGGACGUGGGGGGAAUCGACGACAACGCAGUCACAGCGCAAGGCGACUCAUCAACGGUUGGGCAGCACCUGGAUGAAAAGAAAAAUGACUCUGUUUCUCCAAAAGAGAAACAGGAGAAUGAAAAGCUUUCCGGUGAACGGGCUGCGGACAGCGGCAAACAAGGUCCAGGCGCCGUGGCAACCAGAGCACUAGAACUCAACGGGGUUACAUCGACGUCAGAUGGUGGAGAGGAUACUGGCUCAUUGGGGGGUUCAGAGUCGGACACCAGUCGAACAGAUGGCAAACAUCAUGUUCGUGCAAGCUCGGUCAAGAAGCCAACGACAUUCAAGCCGGUUUCGUUCACCAAGUUUUCAGUCCCCAAAGCUCCAGGCUCUGCGCCACCUUCGAAAACAGGUGACAAAGUAACCCUAUCAUCCACGUCAUCGAGCGCGUCUCCACAGCCUAGCACAAGACCGCGUCUGGUCGCGAAGACUACUAGUGGACUACGAGAUUCCGCAUCCAAGACUCUCACGACAGGAUUGAAGAGCGCAGGAAGUGGUCCCGACCCAAGUCAGGUUUGGAACAAAAACCGACCCGCGCAGCCCCCGCCUUCGAAGCAUCUUACGGAUGAAGAACUAAAGCAACAGUACGGCAUACACAUGACGUCUCGUAUCCAAGAAGACGGCAGUGGGACGGAAGCAAAGUGGGCAGACAUCGAUGACGACGAGGAUGACUGGGCCCCGGAGACGAUUGAAUGGAACGACGGGACUAAAAUUACACUCACCCAUACUGAAAGUAGUGUGUCGGCUCCUACUCAAGACGAAAAGCGGUCCAAGGAUGUGAAAGAUACUCCACCUGCUGAUCAGUCCACAAGUCGUGAUACUUCCAAGGUCCUCUUCUCCAAGUCUUCGACCACCGUUGGACCAAAUGCGACUGUACUUCGGCUUGGGGCAAACGCAGAAAGACAACAACAACAAGCAAAGGCUGCUAUCACAUCAAAAGCUGGAAACGAAAAGCCUGCUUUGACGGCAAAGAGCCCGGCUCCUCCACCUGUUAAAUCGCCUUGGGCACCCCUGCCGCCUAUUGACAAAGUAUCGCCAGUCAACCCACCAGUCCAAGCCCAACCACCCAUGCGCUUUCCUCAGAGAGAGCAGCAGCAGGGUCCCGAUACCGCUCCUGGGCCCCAGCCUGCACGGGAAAUCGCAGCGGAUGACUUCAAUCGAUCUUGGAGGGAUAACCAUACUAACGUUACCAGAGAGCUUUACAACUCUCAGUCAGGACGAUAUGAACCUGUCCAUGACACCCGAAAGGCUUCGCGGAACGAACCACAGAUGCGCACACCCUCCCUUUUACAACGACCGACUCACAAUGAACAAACCGGGCCCGCAGAACCUUCGCCUGCUUUUCAAACGCAUAGGACGAGCAACCAGGAAGGUAGCCAUUGGACUCGACGGCGUACAUCGUCAAACGUUAGUGGGGGGAGCGGUAGCUACGGUCGUCGCAUGUCCUUAGGAAGACCAGAUGGUCUUUCAAAGUUCCACGACUUACGGAGAGGUUCUCAAGCCAAUGGAGUUCUUGAGCAAUCAGCGUCUCCCAGCGAGACAUCGCUUUCAAAGGAAGCUGCAGCACGAGGAGCCUCACCUAAUCAGCAAUCUACUGACCCAGGCUGGCAGCCUCGGUCUUCGGCAAACAUGACCUAUGCUCCUCCUGGGUCCCAUGCCGGUGUGCCUCAGACUGGAGCACCGUCAGCUUCAAAUGAGCAGAACGGAGCCCAGAUUAUGGAGGAAGAUCCUAUAGCUAUGCAGCAACGUAUCAUGAGGGAAAAGAGGAUAGAAGCUCGUCAGCGGAGGAUGGAGCAAGAGCAAAGGGAGGAAGCUGAACGACGUGAACGGAUUCGCUUGAAGCUGGAAGCUUUGGGGCCCCUUCCGAGUAAGGACAAGGACAAAGAGAAGGAGAAGGAGAAAGAGAAGGAGAAGGAGAAGGAGAAAGAAAUGGAGAAGGAAAAGGAGAAACCGAAGACUCAGGACGAACCAGCUGCUACGAAGCCAACCACGAAGGAGCCUGCUGCGCCGGCUUCUACAUCUUCGGCGCCCACCCAGUCCCCUCCUAAACCUCCCGUUCCUGAACCUUCUGGAGAGCCCAAGCAGUACGGGAUGAUGAAGGUACACCAUCCUGAGUCAGUGAAAAAGCUUGUCGCGGCUAGUGAGAGUGUCUCUGAGAAGUCUUCUCCUGCUGUUGCUCCCGGCCAGCAUGGUGUAUCUCCAACACGCGACGAUGCUUCCAAGCCAAAUGGGAUACAGCAACACGAAGAGUCCUCCCACAACCAAAAACAGGAUCAACAUAGAGAACCGGCACUGGAUGACAAAGGUGCACCGUGGAGAGGGAACCUUAAUAACCAGAGCUCAUAUUCUCCGUGGGGUCCCGGGUCCAAGCUCGGCAGCCACACUUCACAAAGUGCAAAUCCGUGGAAACCUCUGAGUAGCGACAAGACAUUGGGUAAUGGCACUUUCGAUCGGAAUCUUACAACUUUCUCUCCGCGAGAAUUGCCAUUACGUGGCCAUGUCGGUCUUUCUGAACCGCCGCCCAUUGGGCCAAUAUCGAACAAUUCUGAUAAAAUCGGGGGUCCGCAGCCGUUUUCUGGCUCAAGGAUUUCGCAAGAGAAUCAACCUUCGUUUACGUCUCUUCCCUCACCGGAACCAAAGCAUGCCCCGUAUGAACCUUUCAAUCCAAUCGCUAGACCAAGGCCGAUUGGACCUCCAGGUUCUCAUCCCAACCAUUGGCAGACAGAAACCCGUCGUAGCGCUGAAACUGCUACCUCAGCCUGGCACAAUUUCCAUGCCGUCGCGGCAAAGAAAGAUGCCGAAGACAGUGAAAGGUUUCAUCGUGAACUCAACGCGAUGCGUGACGAAGGAGCUGCUUCACUGCAAGUCAGCUUCAACGAAACUUGGCGCCAGGUUCGUCCCGGAGACCAAGCUGGUCAAAGACAGGUUAUUGGAGUAUCGCGAUCCAAUGACGCCGCCGGAACUCUGGCACCCCUUCACAGUUUUGAUGCCGUUGAUGGCUUGCCCUUUGCAGAAAAUCAUGCUCGUCCUUUCGGCAAUGUCACCGGCCGGGGUUCUCGCUUCUUCCCUCCUACGACUGAUGUAAAGCGGGUGGUGAGCGUGGACGAGGGACGAGCUCGAAGUCCGUCUCCGCCACCUCCAGAGGAAGUCUCAAGCCAUCCUGUGUUCACUGGUGAUUCUCAGCGACCGCUAGUCCAUCUUCCAACUCCAAAGCCUGUUGUCAAGCUGCCGCCGAAGACCAAUCCGCCUCCUCCGAAACCGGCGACCUUUGCGUCUACGGUAGCGGCAACUCCUCGCCCUGCUAAUAAUAAUAAUCCUUCUGCAGGCGCUACGUCGUGGCAAGAUCGAAUUAACGAUCUGUUUGGCAAGAAGGCACCAACCGAAAAGAAGAACACCUUAGCGGUUACCUCAGCCACGAAAGAACCCCUCGAUGUCCAAUCUCAACCGUCUCCCGCCGCGGUCUCAUUCCCUCAAAUCACUGAGAGCGAGCUCGAGAAGGACGCUGGUAAAGUGACGUCCAAAGAAGUCGAAGAAGAAGAAGAGAUCUUCGAAGACCGGGAGGCGGGAUCUUUACCUGUUGUUCGUGUACCAGACAUGGCACCGCCAAUGGCCUGGCGUGCUGCGCUUCCUCCUCCGCCACGCUUGCGUCCCAAAAUUCUCAAGCCGAUGCAAGUUCAUAGCGUCGAACCAUUCGUUGUUGGACUUCUUGACAAGGAUGCCUCUGGCAACUUGCAGGUGAUGAUUCAUUUCCCGGGCAGUGAAAAUACAAAGACAGUAACUUUGCCGAAGAAACCAGGAGGGAAUCACGGGUCGCGCCAGAAGGGGACGUCUAACUACAGGUCUCGAAAGAACGCCAAACCCAGAGAUGCAUCCGGAGGUUUUAAUGCAUCUCACGGUUCAAAGAGACAGAAUUCCUCUGCACACGGGAAAGGAAACGCAUCUUCCUCACGCGGCGGUUUCGGGCAAGGAUCAUGGGGGCCACGCGUGCCGGCUGGUGUAGCUCACUAG
Molecule: messenger RNA, 4182 nt
Organism: Rasamsonia emersonii CBS 393.64
Lineage: Eukaryota; Fungi; Ascomycota; Eurotiomycetes; Eurotiales; Trichocomaceae
Exons: 4
Coding region: 1-4182 (1393 amino acids)
Source: RefSeq, a predicted model, not a curated record